AUGCCUCAGGCGAAGAAACAGAAGACCGUGCACGAUUCCGGCGUUUUCCUGGAGGAGUCGGGCAGUGAGAGCUCAGAUUCUGCUUUUGAGACGGUGCGCACCCACAAGAACGACAAAGAGAAAGGCGCAAAAAGCAAGAACAACAGCACGGAUGAGACCCAGUCAAGCAAGCCUGCAAAUCCAGCGCCGUAUGAUUACGUCUGUAUACCUCAUCCUUUCUUCGACGUAGAGGACAGGAAUUGGCUGAAUUGGACAUUGGAUCCGGACGCCUACAUCGAAGAUGAAUUGGAGGUUUUCGAAAAGCUCUACAAGCCUAUUGACGAUAAGUUCAGAAAAGACGGUGUCUUCAAAUCACCGCCGAGCAAGUUUCCGGAGCACAAAUGGGUGAUGAUGUGGGAUGCUUGGCUGAAGGUGGACUUACUAGGAAGGAAAGCCAAAUAUUGCGAUCCUGGCGGUUUCGGCAUGGAGCUAUACCAAGACUGGCAAGGAUGGGGAGUACAGGAGAUCUUGGAAAACAUGCUGAUCGAGUUCGACGAAAGCUUCCGGGCCAACGAUGACCGCAUUGAGAAGAUGUGGUCGGUGGUUAGUGCAGUGGGCCUCUGGAUGAAUUCCGAUAAAAACAUCGACGCGCUCACGAACAAUGAAGACGGCGAGACAACCUGCGAGCUUUUUGGCGUAUUGGGCUGCGCAUUACUGACUGUGCUUGCGACCAUUGAAGCAGCAGGCGAGCUCAAGCCAGAUUCCCGCUUUCUCGACUUGACUCUUGGUAUCUCAUAUUACUUGGAAUUAUCGCACGAUCUCCCUGCAUAUGGCAUUGAAGGAGAAUGUGUAGCUUGGCGCAAAGAAGCCGUCAAUUAUUUCAAGAAAGGCAAGCUCGAUCCCGAGAAGGGAUCCUAUACAACGAAGCUGCGUAUAGAGAAACUGUCCAAAGUAGGCAACUUCGAUGGUGACGACGGCGACUACAAGGAAACCAAUGGAGUUGCUGAGGAGGUCAUGACUGGGACGACGAGCUCUGAGAGACUUCAGGCUGAGAGACUUCAAGAUGAGAAAGCGACAGCGAACCCUGUCGGCAGCUCUGCUGCAAAUCCGGUCAUGAUCCCUGAAGACGACGACGCGAACAAAGAGAACGAAAACCCAGAAGCCACAGGCGACAAGGCUGUCUCUUCGCCACCAACUUCAAAUGGCAAGAGGAAGAGGGGCUUGAGCGAUGCAGAGAACGUGAAGGAUACAAACAAUGGGAAGAAAGACCCAUGGCACUGGAAUGAGAAGUUCAACACGUACAAGGAGAGGCAAGGUGAAACAUUGGGUGGUGAAAAGUAUGACAUUACCAAGAUGACCAGGGCAGACAGAGCAGCUACGUCGUUCACUGGGAAAGAUCCCCUUGCAAAAACCCCGGUGAAGUAUCUAAAGGAAAAUCUAGUGGAUAAAGCUUAG
This is a messenger RNA of Alternaria arborescens, 1434 nucleotides long. RefSeq lists its product as hypothetical. The transcript has 2 exons. The record is from RefSeq and is a predicted model, not a curated record. Bases 1 to 1434 code for a protein of 477 amino acids. NCBI's taxonomy places the organism in Eukaryota, Fungi, Ascomycota, Dothideomycetes, Pleosporales, Pleosporaceae.